Osmerus eperlanus (European smelt) is the source of this 670-nucleotide messenger RNA. It is a transcript of the gene nppb, whose product is annotated as natriuretic peptide B. Gene Ontology annotation, molecular function: hormone activity; hormone receptor binding. The record is from RefSeq and is a predicted model, not a curated record. Gene Ontology annotation, cellular component: extracellular region; cytoplasm. The coding region runs from base 63 to 479 and encodes 138 amino acids. Lineage: Eukaryota; Metazoa; Chordata; Actinopteri; Osmeriformes; Osmeridae. Gene Ontology annotation, biological process: neuropeptide signaling pathway; receptor guanylyl cyclase signaling pathway; negative regulation of systemic arterial blood pressure. The transcript is spliced from 3 exons.
ACAAGAGAAGAAAACCCAAGAGAGGAAGGUUCACCUUUAUAACGCCGAACAAAACAAAAAAGAUGCAGCUCUCUAGCAUUCCCCUUCUCGGCCUCCUCUUCUUCUCAAACCUGCAGCUAUUUUGCGCAUAUCCCGUCUACGACGGACUGAUGACCAAUGAUGACAUCGACGUCUUAAAGGAGCUUCUUUCCAGACUUGAAUCCAUUCCUGAGCGGAGAGAGCAAGCCCAAACAGAAUUGGACAACGUGAAUCCAGAAAACACCGUAUUGAUGGAGCAGGAAGAGAGAGGGCAACCGCAGACAGGACUGGACCAGGCCGUGAUCAGGGCGUUGCUCUCUGCACGGGACUUAAAGACUGUCCGAAACGACUCAGCAUCAAAGAGAUCCUCGGGCUGUUUUGGACGACGGCUUGACCGAAUCGGCUCAAUGAGUUCUCUUGGAUGCAAUACAGCGGGAAGAUUCAAUCCAAAGAGGAGAUGAUGUCUUACCAGCAAUACAAGGACCUCCAACGUUAUUACAUACCAAAGCUGAUUGUAUUCAUAGGCUAUUUAUUAAAUGUAUAUUUAUUUAAAUGUGUUAAUCGCUUAUAUUUAUUUGAACUGAUGUGAGAUUAAGUUGCCAUAUUAUUUUCUGUACCACUAAAAUAUUCAAUAAAUGUUUACAUUUGCGCA